Messenger RNA from Colossoma macropomum (tambaqui), 2605 nucleotides. RefSeq names its product 4F2 cell-surface antigen heavy chain-like. NCBI's taxonomy places the organism in Eukaryota, Metazoa, Chordata, Actinopteri, Characiformes, Serrasalmidae. Gene Ontology annotation, biological process: carbohydrate metabolic process; amino acid transport. The record is from RefSeq and is a predicted model, not a curated record. The coding region runs from base 162 to 1667 and encodes 501 amino acids. The transcript has 9 exons.
AUAGCAGAGCAGCAGAGAGAGGAGCCCGUAUAAAACUCUCUGAGCGACUCACACAGCCGCUCACAGUUACACUGGACUGCAGGGUCAAGAACCUGUAACGUUAGCGGGAUUACAACACCGACUUUUCUACAGAAGUUCGGUUAUAACACCGCCGUAAAAUCAUGAGCAAAGAGGUGGAAAUGAAGGAGGUCGAGCUGAACGAGCUGGACCAGGAGAAGCAGCCAAUGACCGGAGAGACUCCGGCAGGAACGGAGAAGAACGGCUGUGUGAGGGUGAAGGUCCCGGAGGACACCGAAGUCAAAUUCACCGGCCUGUCCAAAGAGGAGCUGAUGAGAGUGGCGGGGACUGCAGGAUGGGUGCGGACUCGCUGGAUCUUGCUGGUUCUGUUCUGGCUGGGCUGGGUUGGCAUGCUGGCCGGGGCAGUGGUGAUCAUUGUUCAGGCUCCGCGGUGUAAACCCAUCCCCGAAAUGCACUGGUGGAAUGAGGGUCCUCUCUACCAGAUAGCCGAUGUGAGCGCCUUCUCUGGAGACAAUGGCUUUAAAGGUGUGGAGGAAAAGCUGGACAGUUUGAACCAGCUGAAGGUGAAAGGUUUGGUUCUUGGCCCUAUACACAGUGUUCAGGCAGACCAGCCGAGUACUCUGGAUUUCAAGACCAUUAACCCGGUGGUGGGCAACGAGAAAGACCUGAACAGCCUGCUUGAAAGAGCCCACAAAAAGGGUAUCUCCAUAGUGCUGGAUCUGACACCCAACUAUGAGGGAGCUGCAGCUUGGUUCCACAGUGCUGCUUCUGUUGCUGAGCAAUUCAAGGCUGCAUGUGCCUACUGGCUCCAUAAGGGAGUGGACGGCUUCCUUGUGUCUGAUCUGGGCCAGAUUGCUAGUACUGCUAGCUGGCCAUCCAUUCAGGCUGUUGUCCAAACCAACGCCACAGAAGGGACCAAGAAAACGGCUCUGAUGGGCUCAGUCACCAGUGUGUCUGUGGAUGAUGCCUCUCUGCUUCUGAAUCGCUCUGGAGUUGACCUGUUGCUAACUAGUCUGCCAGACCUAACCCAGUCUGGGGUGGACCAGGCUCAGACCAUCAAUAAGCUUUAUUCUAGCCAUCCACAGACCAGCCUGGGCUGGAGCUUGAGUGGACGCUUGUUAGGUCCGCUCACCUCCAGAUCUUCAGCUGUGCCCAUACGCCUCUACCACAUGCUGCUCUUCACCCUGCCUGGCACUCCAGUGUUCAACAGUGGGGAUGAAGUCGGGCUGAAAGCGGGGGAACCUCUUGAUGUAAUCUGGGAUUUGGAAAGUUCAGCUGAGGAGAAAAAUGAAACAGCAAAGACUGUACGAGUGGAACGCAGUCAGCUGCGAAGCUUUUUCAAGGCUCUCAGUGAUCUGAGAGGUAAAGAGCGAUCUCUGCUCCAUGGAGACUUCGCCUCUCUCUACAGCUCUGCCUCCUCGUUUGCAUUCCUCCGCCUGUGGGAUCAGAGUGAGCGCUUCAUCACUGCCUUAAACUGGGGUGAUGCCCCUGUCACCAUGACGCUGGCCAAUAGUGACCUGCCCUCGGAGGCCCGCGUCCGUCUCAGCACUGAUGUGGAGAAGCUAGCUGUAGAUGACAUGGUAUCCCUAGAGAAACUGCAGCUAUUGCCCAAACAGGCUGUGUUACUGUCGUACCCUUAUGCAGGAUAGACAUAUAAUUAAAAAUACUCAUAUACACAUACAAAGACCCUUUGUGCGUUGUUUUAUCACCAUCAGGACUUCCUCCUAAGGUUAAAGUGGAAUUCCAUUGAUUUUUCAAAAGGUCUACAUAAAAACAAUCAUAGAGAUGUAAACAAAGUGAUGUGAAAUGGAGCUUGGUAUAAAACUUACCAACUCAGAUUUCCUUUUACAGUAGUGGUGACAGGAACCAGGCAUCUACAACACAAAUAUAGCCCUUUUAUUUACCAUUUAAAAAGACUAGUGAUCCUACACAAGUUUUCUACGUUUUUAUAUUCAGUGUUGACGACGGUAAAAUAGUGUUAAAUCUAAAACAAAUAAGUUUUCUUUGGGGACUGUUUGGCCUUACAACACCCUGCAUGUAUCUCACCGCCUUGAAUGGAUUUUAAAAAGUAAUUUUAGGGCCAAAUCCCUAACCAAGACAACCAGACAUCAGGUAGCGUAUUCAUAACCACUUCAAAUAUUAACUUUCUGUUAGGGAUCUUUUAGAGGUAAGCCUAUUAAACUCUUUAGAUGUCUUUUAUCACCACCUCUGUGAACAGUUCUGACUGUAAGUUUCUCUAGAACAGCGUACUUCACGUCAAACCACUCUGAAUAGCUUCUUUAACAUCUUGAUGAUUUAAUUAUUCAGACAUUUUAAAAAGCUGUAGAAUUCCCUUAGUGUUAAAGAUGUUUGACAAUUUAGUUUGUUCUCAUCAGUUCAUAAUUAUUAUUAUGGAAAAAUGCAAUCUGUCUUAGAUUAGGUCAGUUUCCUACUAAAUGCAUCAGCAUAUCUUUUAUAGUACUUUAAGAUAUGUUGUAGGGGCACUAACUGGAACACUGAAACAGUCUUUUGUAAGUUAGGGGGUCUUUGGACAUUCCAACUUUGUGUGUGAAUUGAUGGAAAGUGUAAAAUUAAAUAAACAGUUGCA